CACAUGUGAGCUAGUUUGACAACCUCCAAUAAACACAGAGGAAGAAGAAGAAGAGGAAGAAGCAGCUAGUGUGGUUAAAGCAGAAUGCUGCUGUUACAGAAAUGCAUGCACCUCGGACAUUAGUGAUGAGAUAAGCCGCCUCUUCUUCCUUGACAUCAUCUUCUGAAGCUUCCUCGUUUAACCCCAGCUGCUGCCGAAGCACAUACAUCCACUGAGAAACAUGACAGAGCCACGCAACCCAGGAAUGUCCUCUAUCCCGCAGACAGCCCCACCGCACACUGACGUCACCUCUCCGGCUGUAGAGAUGGACCCAGUGGAGUACACCUUGAGGAAGCGCCUCCCUCGGAAACUCCCAAAGAGACGGAACGACGUCUACGUCAACAUGAAGACUGACUUCCGGGCUCAGCUGGCGCGCUGUCAGAAGCUGCUGGAGGGUGGGGGUCACAGGGAGAUCUGUGUCCACGGCCUGGGCCUGGCCAUCAACAGGGCCAUCAACAUCGCCCUCCAGCUGCAGGCCAGCAGCCAGGGGGCGCUGCAGCUGGCAGCCAACACCUCCACGGUGGAGCUCGUGGACGACCUGGAGCCUGAAGAUCCCGAUGAGGCCGGGGAGCCCAUGACGCGUACACGCAACAACUCAGCCAUUCAUAUUAAGGUUUUCUACCCUGACCCUCAGUGAUCUGAGUAGAGCUGUGUCAGGCAGAGGUUCUCCAUGAGUCCUAUUUCCCUCAUAAACCAGUGGACAGAUUUAACAUUGUUGUCUGAUGGGACUGUGUGUGUGGAGAUCUUUGACAGCAGCAGAAGACUGCAGAUGGGAGCAGACAAUAUACAGUAUGUUGGCUGUAUGUUUAUCAGUUAACUGUGUUGGAAUACUCCAAUCUAAAUAUAUUACGCUCUUCUGUCAUGUGUUUUGUCAAUUGCAAAUAGUUGCCGUUGUUCCUUUUUCACUUUGCAUGUCUUGAAGCAACAGUGGUGUUCACCAGGUGAAACCUCCGUUUAAUUUAAUACUUGUAAACAUGGCUGUGCCAAAUGUAGAUGAACAAGUGUCUUUAAUUUUAAGGUCCAACUAAGGACCUGUGCAAGUGUUUACAAGUGUUUCAUGUCUGUAUGAUGUUAAAGCUACAAAUCUCUAGAAAAACUGAGGAAUCCUAUGUUUAAAUUUCAAGCUGGUGUUGUUGUAGUAAAUGUCCACUAGAUGUCAGUAUAAAUCUAUUUAAAUGUGGUUUCAGAGCAUUGAACUGCUGGUGUUCAUGUUCAAAAUGAAUAUGUAAUGGACAGUUUUCAGGAAGAUGAUGUAUUUGAUUUCUUGACAAGAAAUAAAUAAUAUAACAAAUAAAAAUGA
Molecule: messenger RNA, 1339 nt
Organism: Sebastes umbrosus (honeycomb rockfish)
Lineage: Eukaryota; Metazoa; Chordata; Actinopteri; Perciformes; Sebastidae
Product: ribonuclease P protein subunit p20-like
Exons: 2
Coding region: 221-676 (151 amino acids)
Biological process (GO): tRNA 5'-leader removal
Cellular component (GO): ribonuclease MRP complex; nucleolar ribonuclease P complex; nucleus
Molecular function (GO): nucleic acid binding
Source: RefSeq, a predicted model, not a curated record